AUGGUCAAGAAAGUGUUGCUAAUUAAUGGUCCCAAUCUCAACCUUUUGGGUACCAGAGAGCCCGAGAAAUACGGCACCACAUCCUUGAAAGAUAUAGAACAGGCCGGAAGAGACCAGGCAGAUCUGAAGAAAGAUGGCAGUGAACUCCAAGUUUUUCAAAGUAAUACUGAAGGAUUUAUUGUUGAUAGGAUACAUAAGGCAAAACAGGAUGGUGUGGGAUUCAUUGUUAUAAAUGCUGGGGCAUAUACUCAUACUUCUGUGGCCAUUCGAGAUGCCUUGCUUGGAACUGCUAUUCCGUUCAUUGAAGUUCACAUCACCAACGUCCACCAACGAGAACCUUUCAGGCACCAGUCUUACUUGAGUGACAAGGCAGUAGCGGUAGUUUGUGGUUUGGGGGUGUACGGGUACACCGCAUCCAUAGAGUAUGCACUCAACUACUAG
Meyerozyma guilliermondii ATCC 6260 is the source of this 441-nucleotide messenger RNA. It is a transcript of the gene DQD1, whose product is annotated as Dqd1p. The record is from RefSeq and is a predicted model, not a curated record. The transcript has a single exon. Gene Ontology annotation, molecular function: 3-dehydroquinate dehydratase activity. Lineage: Eukaryota; Fungi; Ascomycota; Pichiomycetes; Serinales; Debaryomycetaceae. The coding region runs from base 1 to 441 and encodes 146 amino acids. Gene Ontology annotation, biological process: quinate catabolic process.